AUGUGUUCCACUUUUGAUUUAAAUUGUGAGACGUGUUCUGUUGACUCAAGUCGUGUUUGUACAACAUGUAGAAGCGGUCUUCGUCCAAACACAACAAGUGGGAAGUGUGUUGGGUGUGGGUUGCACUGUGUAUCUGGUGCAUGUGACCCAACGAGUGGGAUUUGCAAUCAAUGUGUUACAAAUUACGUGUUUCAGAGCACAAAUACUGACCAAUGCGAGAGCUGUUCGACAUUUGACGCUAAUUGCAUCACAUGCGCAUCAGACCCAACAAGGAAGUGCAAACAAUGCAACACGGGGUAUUACCCGAAGACAUCAGGCGACUACAAGUGUCAGAGUUGUGAUGUAACAUGUGGUGGAAAGUGUGACACAACAACUGGAGUGUGUGCUGGGUGCCAAAGUGGGUAUGUGCCAACAUCACCAAUCACAAAUAAGUGUGUCACGUACAACACUUUUGACACAAAUUGUGUUGAGUGUGUUGAUGAUAAGAGAGAGUGUGCAAUAUGUCAGAGUGGGAUGUAUCCAAACAACGUGAAACAUUCACUCUCUGUGAUGCAAGUUGUACUGGGCAAUGCAACACAUCAACUGGUGUCUGCACAGGCUGUACUACAAACCACGUCUUUACUGAUCCGCCAGGAAAAGUACUUUUCAAGAAAGUGCAAAGUGUGUGCAAAUGGGUUCUAUCCUGACGAUGCAUCUGGCAAAUGUGUUGCGUGUGCGACAAUAACAAAUUGCAACACGUGUUCAUCUGAUACAAAGAAGUGUUUGGCGUGUAAAGAUCCGUUUAUUCAGAAAAGUGGUGGUUGUGAAAGCUGUCCGAUUGGCGAAUAUAAGUUCAGUGAAACAACAUGCAUAAAGUGUUACAACACAAUUGACAAUUGUAACACUUGUGAUACAAUAUCUGUUGGCAAAGCAAAUUGCACUGCUUGUAUCUACCCUCACGUUUUUAAUGGCACAAAAUGUGAAUUGUGCCAACCAAAUGAAUAUUAUGACAACACAACAGGCACCCCAAAGUGUGUUAAGAAUGAUAUUAACUGUGACAUUUUAUCAAACAAAGAAAAUUGUCUGGACUGCAGUGACACUUUCUUUGUUUCCAACUCAAAAUGUGUUUCAUCUGGUGGUUGUGAAUCACCGACUUUAACUUCGUGUGACUGUUCAGACCAAAUAUCGAUCAACUCAAAAUGUACAUCACAAAUAGAACAUUGUAAAUACCAGAAAUCAGAGAAGGGUGUUUCGACGUGUAUUACAUGUGAUGAUGAUAAUAUUCUGAACUACGGUGGUGUGUGUGAACAACAGAGUGUGUAUGGGUUGGUGAGAAAUGGUGUUGCUUUUGGUUGCAAAUUAGGAACGUAUUUGACAAAUCAAAACACGUGUGACAGUUGUAGUGGAUCAAAUGCAGUUUGCACAACUCAAAACAAGUUUUUGAAGUGCGGUGAUUCAACAAUACUUGAUAUAGAACAGAUGGCGUGCACCACCGAUACACAAUGUAAUUCAGUUGUCGAUGGACUGUGUGUUCAAUGCAAAGAAAACGACUUUGAAAUUAGCAAAGGAAGGUGUUCGAAAUGUGAGACUGAAAAUUGUGACCUGUGUGUUGGAAGAAAGUGUCAAAUAUGCAAAUUAAAUUACUUGAUGUACAGCGCUAAUCGGUGUGUUAACAAGGAACAGGUCAAUUGUGAACGUAUAAGUAAAAAUGGAUGUGCACAAUGUAAAGCCGGAUAUUAUCAAGUUGACACUAAUAACAUUGAAGGCAAGUACGACUUCUGCACAAAAACAGAUGUUGAGUUGCACUGCAAAUACUACUCACUUAAUACCACAAAAUGUAUUGAGUGCCAAGACGGCUUCAACAUGAAAGUUGGGGUGUGUGCUGAACAAUUUGAUGAUCUCAAUAAAGUCAAGACACAAAAUGUGUCAGUAAUUAACAAGAAAAAUAAACUAAAAUCACAAGAAGAAAUCGACUGUUUGACAAGAAAUAACAAAGGAUGUCAACGAUGUCCAAGUGGGUAUUACCUGAACAAAAAUGGUUGA
This is a messenger RNA of Entamoeba invadens IP1, 2022 nucleotides long. RefSeq lists its product as hypothetical. Bases 1 to 2022 code for a protein of 673 amino acids. The transcript has 2 exons. NCBI's taxonomy places the organism in Eukaryota, Evosea, Mastigamoebida, Endamoebidae. The record is from RefSeq and is a predicted model, not a curated record.